Trichoplusia ni (cabbage looper) is the source of this 1474-nucleotide messenger RNA. RefSeq lists its product as uncharacterized. The transcript is spliced from 5 exons. The coding region runs from base 544 to 1323 and encodes 259 amino acids. NCBI's taxonomy places the organism in Eukaryota, Metazoa, Arthropoda, Insecta, Lepidoptera, Noctuidae. The record is from RefSeq and is a predicted model, not a curated record.
UAUCUUUAAACGCCGGUUAGGAUUAAUUCUAAAGAAACAGUAUGCUUAUUAGACGCAACAUUAUCGUGAUGGUAUCUCGUUACUUGAAUUUCUCUUAGCAUUAACAUUAUAAUAAACAAGAACCUGAUUAGGCACUUAUACACAUAUAGGUACUAUAGUGCAUAAGGCGAGCAGGAGAAAGCACCAAACAAGUUUUGUACUCCUACACAAUUAUACCUAACCACAUACUCUACGUAAAAUAAAUGUCAAUACAAAACUUCUUUAUUAGUACAAACAGACAAUUAGGGGCUCGCGGGCCGCUUUCUCGAUGCAUCUCACUGAUGCAUGUCGUUAUAAUACUGCGUUAUGCUUUAUUUAAAUUUCACCUUCUAUUGUGAGCGAGGUGAAACGGGCGGAGAUCUGAGGAAAGGACCAGUGUACUGCCGGCGCUGGCGACGAUCGGCUCCUCCAAGCUCACGAACGAGCUUAUAUUAAUACUCCUUUAUAAAACGCGGUAUAAAAUUGAACGUUUCUUCGUCGUGUGCACCCGUGACUGUGAUUGACAUGUCGGUCAAACUCACGCUUUCUUUGCUGAUCGCGGCUGUCGCGGUAGCCCACUGUGCAAACAUUUUAGAUUUCCUAAAUUUAGAAGAUGCUAAGAAGCUGAUAGAGCCAGCGGCUGAACUCCGUAACGACCCGUCUUGCAAGUGGAAGUGCAAGGGCCCAGCCUGUGCUUGCUGCAUUGAACAAAAUAUCACUUCAUAUGAACCUGAAGGAGCAAAAUGUGUUCACCUGCGAUAUCUAUCAAAAGAGGAGGGACUCUUCGUGCAAAUCUCACAUGGGAAGAAAAUUGACUACGCGAAAGUCCAAGCAUCGAACCCAGAGCCGCUGUGUCUCGUCAUGGGCGUUCUGUUCCAAAUGUGCGCAUCCUUCACUCACAUGGCACCAACCAAUGAUGGAGUGAGAGGAUGCGUGAAUCUGGAGCCUGGCACUAUCUUCCUGUCCCAAAGGAAGGUACCACUUGGCUGCUUCAGAGCAAGAGAAGAAGGAAUGGAAAUGAUGGAGCCACCAAAAGAUGCAGUCCCAGAAGAAGAAGAAGAAGACAACACAGAAGAGAAUACAGAAGAAACAGACGUCGACUUUGAUCCAAACAAGUUCUUUGCUGGAGUGUACCAAACAGCACAGCAGAGCCUCGCGCUACUGACCAGCCUUCUAGAGACUCCAAACAAGAAUAGUACUAAACCAGCAACAUCAACUGAAGCAAGUACAUCAACACCCCAAGAAAAUCCUCAGACCUCGCAAAGAAGAGUACCCAAAAACCUGAAACAUCCUAAUCAAUUGUGAUAAUUUUAUUCCUGUUCCAUUCUAGAUACAAAAAAGCAUUUAUGUUCGUUUGUAGACUUAAGUUACGCUUUAUUGAGUACACGUAUCCUAUUUAUUGCUCUAAACAUUUUGUUGAAUGACUGGUAGUUAGUAAUAAAUGAUUUAGAGUGUU